AUGAACUACUUCUAUGGAAAGUCAAAUAUUUUAUUCUUUUCCAAUGCCGCUUCAAGUUCUGGCAGAAUUAACAUGACGAUAAGGUAUUCUCUUGAUGAAGGCCAUACAUUUUCUAAGGGAAAGGUUGUUUAUCCUAAGAAUGGAGGAUAUUCUUCCCACGCUAUUACAAAAUACUUCGAAUUGGCAAUGUUCUAUGAAUAUCCAGAUAAAAAUGGACUUGCUGUCGAAAUUCUUCGAAUGAACUGGGUCAUGGACCAGUAA
Trichomonas vaginalis G3 is the source of this 261-nucleotide messenger RNA. Its product is annotated as sialidase 1 (lysosomal sialidase) family. NCBI's taxonomy places the organism in Eukaryota, Parabasalia, Trichomonadida, Trichomonadidae. The record is from RefSeq and is a predicted model, not a curated record. Bases 1 to 261 code for a protein of 86 amino acids. The transcript has a single exon.